AUGCAUGUUCCUUUAUUUCAGGCGGAAUGCAAAGGGUUACGAAACGCACAGUCGAUUCCAGAUAUCGAAACAAGAAUGCUUGGCAGAAUUGUGCUAAGGCACAAGGAAAUAUGUAGUGGAAAGGACAAGAAAACGGAAGGCUUCUACAAGGACCGCACAUCAGAGAGAACCAUUCUAGAAAUCUGGGCUCACACAGAAAAGAUUCGAAAAGAUUCGUACGCCAUGAAUAAGUUUGAAGGCGAAGAUCUACGAGAGUCUAACAAAAUUUUACGAGCAAAAAUUUAUGAUGUCGAAAGAGUUGUCUUUGAGUUGCACUGCAGGGACUACAUCAACAGGCACGCGAUUAGUGAUAAAGGCUAUGAAAUUGGAAAAGGUUUGUACCUGGAUUUAUGUGCGUAUGAUCAUUCGUGUCGUCCGAAUACGAUAUUCACCUGUGAUGGAUUUGUUGCGACAUUGAGAGGACUGAAUUCGAAUGUCGAUAUUAAAAAUCGAUCUACCACAUUUUAUACCUACAUUGAUCUAUUGAGUUCACUACAACAGAGGAAAAAACAACUGAAAGAUACAUGGUAUUUUGAUUGUCAGUGUGAGAGAUGCACGGAUCCUUCGGACCAUUUGUUAACCAGCAUCCUUUGCCCAACUUGUCCGGUGAGUUCGAUUUGUUGA
Cooperia oncophora is the source of this 663-nucleotide messenger RNA. The record is from the annotation of a GenBank genome assembly. NCBI's taxonomy places the organism in Eukaryota, Metazoa, Nematoda, Chromadorea, Rhabditida, Trichostrongylidae.